Molecule: messenger RNA, 1285 nt
Organism: Nelumbo nucifera (sacred lotus)
Lineage: Eukaryota; Viridiplantae; Streptophyta; Magnoliopsida; Proteales; Nelumbonaceae
Product: UPF0235 protein At5g63440
Source: RefSeq, a predicted model, not a curated record
CUAACUAAUUGUCGCUACGCGGGGUUUGAUCCCGCGCCUCCAAAUUCGGAGUCGGAGGGAUGUGCUCAGAGGCAGGGCGUACUGGAUUUAUCGACUCGAGUGUCUCAUCAUUCGUAAUCUUAGACGAGAAGCAACCGCGUUAUUACCAUUGGACUAUCGACGGUUAGUCCUGGGUUUGGACUUUGGAGAGGGGGGAGAUUCUGCUAUAUGCAGCGGUUGACUCGUAUGAAACUGAAGUAACGUUGGUUGGCUGGAGCUUUGAGAGGACUCGACUGUGAUUCCGUGAACCGGUGAAGGGGGGUUAUGGUCUAAGAAGAUGCCGAAGAGAACAACUCAUACAUAUUCAAGCGAGGAUGCAGCCCCGGACGGUCCCGAAUCUGAUCUAUAUGUUUACUACUGCAAACAUUGUGGUUCUCAUGUUCUCAUCACAGAUACCCAGUUGCAGAAAAUGCCAAAACGGAAAACAGACAAAGCAUUUGUUCUAGACAAGAAGAAACACCUUGCAAGGCUGAAUAUCAGUGAAGCAGGAAAAGUUCUACUAAAACGUGGCGAAGGAAAAUUGGAAAAACAGUUCCGUAUGAACUGUAUUGGUUGUGGACUUUUUGUUUGUUACCGAGCAGAAGAGGAUUUGGAAAUUGCUCCUUUUAUUUAUGUUGUUGAUGGUGCACUUAGCUCAGUUGCAGCUGAAACCAAUCCUCAGGAUGCUCCUGUUCCACCGUGCAUAUCACAAUUAGAAGGUGGCCUUGUUCAAGUGGCAAUAGAAGUGGAGGACCGAGCACAACGUUCUGCUGUUACAAGAGUAAAUGCAGAUGAUGUUCGAGUUACUGUGGCCGCACCUGCUGCUCGGGGGGAAGCAAAUAAUGAGCUGUUGGAAUUUAUGGGCAAAGUAUUGGGUCUAAGGCUCAGCCAGAUGACUCUUCAGAGAGGGUGGAAUAAUAAAUCAAAGCUCCUAGUGGUUGAAGAUUUGUCCGCCAGAGAGGUCUAUGAGAAGCUUCUGGAGGCCGUCCAACCUUGAAGGUAAAGUGCAGCUAGAUGGACGGAUUUUGGCAGCACGUAAUGCAGGUCCCAAGCUUUUUAUUACAUGCUUGUGCCUGGAUAUUCUGUUCUCUAAGAGUUGAUUCCCUCGAGAAACAAUUGCUAUUUCUUAUGUUUGGAUUUGUUCUAUGAAACAAUCAACUAUGUUACUGUUGAUCCGAGUUGUCCGGUGACUUCAACUGUUGUACCCAAGGGAUGACAGUUUUCUUUUUGCAAUGAAAUCAUAAGAUCAUCAAAUGGGUUUUGGGCA